This is a messenger RNA of Asparagus officinalis (garden asparagus), 1124 nucleotides long. RefSeq lists its product as uncharacterized. The transcript is spliced from 8 exons. Gene Ontology annotation, molecular function: DNA-binding transcription factor activity; transcription cis-regulatory region binding. Gene Ontology annotation, biological process: positive regulation of DNA-templated transcription. The record is from RefSeq and is a predicted model, not a curated record. Lineage: Eukaryota; Viridiplantae; Streptophyta; Magnoliopsida; Asparagales; Asparagaceae. Bases 1 to 843 code for a protein of 280 amino acids. Gene Ontology annotation, cellular component: nucleus.
AUGAAGGAUGCAACAAAACUUAAUAUUCUUACAAUAACAACUAACGUGAAGCCGGUGAUCAACUAUAUUACAAGAUAUAACAAACCAGACAAUAUGAGGGAAAUCACGCUAAUGGAUAAAAGUGGAAUGACUAUGUGCGCAAUUUUAUUUGGGGAUUUGGCUACAAAUGAAGGAUUAAUUCUUGAAGCCGAAAUCAAAGAUAAGCCUAUAAUAUCAUUAUCAGAUUUUAAAAUCUCUAUAUUUAAAGCAGAAACUCUUAUUGGAUGCACAUCAGAAAAAUUCAUUACAGAGAAAGAUGUAAUUCCUAACUCUAUUCAAAUACUGAUACUGGGUGAUGUUUCUAAUAACUUGGUAGUAAAGAGAGAGAGAGAGAGAGAGAGAGAGAGAGAGAGAGAGAGAGAGAGAGAGAGAUCUGUGGACGUGGCUCGCCAAUCCUCCGGGUCCGAAGGGGACCCAAAUCUUGCCAUUGAUCCGAGGAAAAGGAAAAGGAUGAUCUCAAACAGGGAGUCGGCGAGGAGGUCUCGGAUGAGGAAGCAACAGCAAUUGGAUGAUUUGCUCAAACAAGCUGCGCUCCUCAAAGAAGAGAAUGCUCGAAUCACAAUGCAGAUUGAUCUGUACACUGCACAGCAUCUCAAGGUUGAAGGAGAUAAUACUAUUCUGAGGACCCAAGUGAUGGAAUUAACUGAAAGGCUUCGGUCGCUGAAUUCGGUUCUUCAGUUUAUUGAGGAGUUCAGUGGGAUAGAGAUGGACAUUCCGGAGAUUCCGGAUCCUCUGCUUGAGCCAUGGCAGCUCCCGUGUCCUGCUCAGCCGAUCACUGCAUCUGCAAACAUGUUCCAGUUCUGAGUUCUUGGUUUCCUUGAGAGAUUUGGUGGGCUUCAUUUUGGUUUAGUAUCGUGUCGAUUAGAGAGGUUUGCCUCUUAUGUUCUGAAAUGUUAUGGUGGACUUAGGUAUUGAGUAGUAUUUCUGUGUGUUAUAUAUAUGUUUUUUUCCCGUUCAGUAUGUGUCAUUGAUCUUAGCAUGUGUUGUGACUUGAAUGUGAUGUCAAUUUCUAGUUAUGUUGUUGGAAUCUUGUAUGGUUGAUUAAUCUAGUGUAUUGUGAAAUCUUGAUGGGUAUUUUGUUGAUA